CUUUUGUUCCACGCUGCAAACGCUGUUAUUCUCUCCUUUUAAACGUAACUUUCUUUGAACCUUCUCGUUCUUUAAGAAACUCUAGAAGCAGUGGAUUUCUCUCCCUAGUCCCUUUUAAGCUUCUCUCUGACGUGUUCUCUCCCUUCUUUAUUUAUAUUCUCUCCAACCUUCCUCGCCCGUGUCCACUCUCCCUUCUCCAACGAAUCUCUCUCUCUCAUUCCCUUUCUCAUCUCUAUUUCUAUUUCACUUCACCAACCCACUCACCACCUUAAACGCACCCAACACCUCAUGGAAGAACAACAAAACCCUUUCAAGAACCACCCUUAUCCCAAGCUCGUAAGAGUACGCGUCGCCGACGCCGACGCCACCGACUCCUCCAGCGACGACGACGACCAACCCUCCGCCUCCUCCACGCGCCGCCGAGUCAAGUGCUUCGUCAACGAGAUUACAGUCCAUGGCGGCGUUAAUGUUGUUUCCAAGAAAAGAAGGUUCAAGUCCGGCGGUGCUCCGGCGAGUCGGCGGCGGGCGGCGGGGAGGAAAUUCCGGGGAGUGAGGCAGCGGCCGUGGGGGAAGUGGGCGGCGGAGAUAAGGGACCCGUCGCGGCGCGUGCGCCUCUGGCUGGGAACCUACGACACCGCGGAGGAAGCCGCCAUUGUGUACGACAACGCGGCCAUUCAGCUGCGUGGCGCCGACGCGCUGACGAAUUUCAUAACGCCGCCAGCGGAGAAAAAUAAAAGCGGGUGGUGCUCCGGCGAAGAGUUGCGUUCCCCCACCUCCGUUCUUGGGUGCUGCUCGGAAGGCGAGUCCGUAACCGCAACGAUGACUGCAAACGACGUGGCGGAGCCUGCGAGUGAAUGCGAAUAUUCGUGCGUUUCGGGGGAUAAGUACUUGAAGUCGGAGUCAGUGUUUCCGAUUCCUAGCGAUGUGGUAUUUGAGUUCGAAAGCACGUUGGAUAUGUUCAAUGUGGCAGAGAGUAGUAUAUUCCUUGGGGAUGAUUUGAGUGAAGGGUUUGUUAGUGAGAAUUUGGAUUUGGGGUUUAGGGAGUGUGAUAAUUUCCAAGACAUUGGGGAUUUGUUCGUUUGGGAUCCCCUUCUCGCUCUUUGAUUCACACCACACCACCUUUUCCUCCUUUCUAUUGCCAAUCAAAAUGGCUUAGUUUUGUAUCGGCGGCAACCCUGGGAUGCUAUCAGUUUUGUUUUUUUUCCCCUUUUUUAGCCAAAUAUCAUGUUUUAUUUUGUUUAUGUUUUCAUAUGGGUGAAGGAGACAUUUUUGUAUUCUAGUACUACUAGACUAGUAUAUGUUUCUUGACACUAGUUGUGAAACCCUGCGUCCCCCGGUCUUGCCUCUUUUCUUUUUUAAUGUUUAAUUCACUUAGCAUAUAAGCUUACCCGUUUGUUGGCACACCGGUUCGCACGUAAAACCAAACUAUCAUUGCUCCUGGAUAUUUACAAACGUUCUUCACUUAUAUAUAUAAAUCCAAUU
Messenger RNA from Cajanus cajan (pigeon pea), 1482 nucleotides. RefSeq names its product ethylene-responsive transcription factor CRF2. Gene Ontology annotation, molecular function: DNA-binding transcription factor activity; DNA binding. Gene Ontology annotation, biological process: regulation of DNA-templated transcription. Lineage: Eukaryota; Viridiplantae; Streptophyta; Magnoliopsida; Fabales; Fabaceae. The record is from RefSeq and is a predicted model, not a curated record.